AUGGUCAUUCUCGAAUCUCAACGACUAAGCAAAUACUUUCAAAACAAGUUAGACUGCCGAGAUCAGGCAACUGGUAAAUUCAUUAUUAACCCUAGUAACUUCAACUUCAACUUUCGUAAUCCUUCUCUUCAACAACAAACAUCUGGAAUUGGGACAAGAUCAUUAACAAUUGAUAUCAGACGCUCGGACCAUCAACCAAACCCACAUGGGCCUUUCACCAAUAUGGCUCCUCAAAAUAAACAAAGCUCGAAACAAGCAAUACCAUCCAAGACUCAAUCUACAACAACACGUCUCUAUAACCUUCAAGGAAGAAUAAUCAGUAUGGAUAAAUCUGAACCUUUUAUUGACUCAGGCUUAAUUGCUGUUUCUCUUGUCAUCAAAUCACAAACUGGCCCUAACUUCGUUUUUCACUAUCCACCUCGACCAUCCUUUGCUCCACCACCACGCAAUUACAGAUAUGGCACUGAAACCGAUCAGAGCGAACUUGAGGAACAAGAUGAGAGCGACGAAGAUGAUAGUGAUGACUUCUCCGAUUUAGAAGACUCAAUUACCUCGAAAUUCGGAAAAAUUAACAUGGGUGGGAAGAAGGUGAAUAGUGGAAACAGUCGAUCGCGUCACGUGGAGAUCGAAGGCGACGAUCACUACGAAAGUAAGGACGGCGAGCAGAUUGUUCCUUGGGAACAAUUUGGUGAAUUUCCUACCGUCGAUCUUGCGAGUAUUCUAACACCACCACGCGCAUACCACAAGAAGAAGUUUGAGUUAUCAAUUGACAAUCUCUACUUCGUCUCCUAUCCAUUGCACAUCCGCGAGGAUGGGUUUUGGAAGAAGCCGAGAAAGUCAAAGAAAGGUAAAGAGGUAGCCAAGGACGGAGACGAAGUAGAUGAAGGUCAAGCAAAGAAGGGCAGUGGUUCGGAUGAUGGUGACGAUCGUGGAGCAAUGACAAUGUUCAAUGUCGUUUUCGUUGUCAGUUUACCUAGACACGAACAAGACGAGAGAAUUGAAGAACUUUAUGAGCAUGUUAUCAAAACAUUCAAUAAGGCUCUCAACCAUGCUCAAGCUCAGAGUAAUUAUGUCUGGAAGGAAUCUGAGAUUAUUCUAAAUAUGAAGGAAAGAGCCCGCGAAGACAAGCGCCCAAUGAGUCAACUAUGGAGUCAAAUCUUGAUCAAAUCUACAUUGGCAGACGCGAUGCGCAAUGUUUACGAUGCUGUUGUCAAUAAUACCAUCACUACCGUCUGUCUCGACACCAAGCCUCCCAUCGAUUUGUCGCUUCACAUCCCGAUUCCCACAUUUUUAAUGAGCUUUCCAAAUCCUAACGAGCGAGCCAAGCCCGGUGUAUUACUUUCCAGUGCCAACCCUCUUGUCGACGAGGAAGGUAAUCCAGACCCUAUGCAUCUUGAUAAGCACUUUGCUCUUCUACUUCUUAAGGAUGAGGUCGAUGUCAUUGCGGAGAUAUCUUCUGAAAAUACUGAGCUUUCCACUCCUUUAAUUCAAGUCAUCAAAUGGGCCAAACCUACUUUGUCCUUCCACCAAGUCGCUCAAACCAACAACGUUGAUCUCGAUGAAGUCAUUACUCUCGCGCAGCACUUGAUCUAUUGGCGCAAAGCAAUUGCGAUCCCACCUAUCCAUGCCCGCGACAUGUUUAUUGUUUCUCCUAACUGCGAUAUGCACAAGUUGAUUCCAGCAACCCAACAGUGGAAGAAGGCAUUUCCUUUUGCUCCCUCCUUACAAAGUUUCCUCGGACAAAUCUCUUAUGCUCCACGCGCUUACAAGACUUUCGUCCCUUCCAAGAGUCAUCGUGAAAAAUACAUGGAGAUGUUGGCAUGGCUCAUUCGUGGCGGCUGGGUUACUCAUCUGCGAACCUUUUGUUGGAUUUGGGUCUGGCCCGAGAUCAUCUACGAAGUUGAAUAUCAAUUAAAAGCAGAAGCUAUCGAGAGAACCAGAAACCCACCUCUUGAAACUGCACCUGGAUCUCCUGAAACCAACAACUCUGAAGAAGCUACCGAUGCCGAGAAGGCGAUGGCUCUCGAUCCUACAGCUCCACUCACCACCGAACAAGCAGCCGAAGCCGCACGCCUCGAAAGACUCGCCGCCAAGACCAUCGCCGACGCCAAAGCUGCCGAGGUUGAAUUUGAAGAAUUGCCCGUCCCGGUCGCUACCGAGCAUCCUUCUAUGAACCAUGCUGAACAUUUAAAAUACAUGUCUUCCUACGCCAUUGUCGAUCCGCACAAGGCUAAUCAUGUCGAAACAAUGUACAUUGCAGCCAUUGGUAAACGUUGGACUGACCCCAAGGCAAAGGCAUUGUGGCCAAAGUUCGUCAAGUAUUUUAAUGGCACAACUGCGUUGGAGGAUAUUUGGGCUAAGGAAGGAUUGAAGCGUAAGGAGACGUGGAAUAUCUUGUUGGCUUAUCAGGAGCAGAUUAUGGUUAUGAAGCAUUGGUAG
Sclerotinia borealis F-4128 is the source of this 2439-nucleotide messenger RNA. The record is from the annotation of a GenBank genome assembly. NCBI's taxonomy places the organism in Eukaryota, Fungi, Ascomycota, Leotiomycetes, Helotiales, Sclerotiniaceae.